AUGUCCAACUCGCAGCUUCUUGAUAUUGAGCCUGGUGGUGAAAACACCCAGUAUGAGUCUAUUCGGGAAUUUACGGAAACCCCGGCGAAGCAAACAGGACAGUUAGGAGCCAACUCUACACAUACAACCAGUCAAAAAUGGACAACCCCAGACCCAGACGAUGGCGAUACUCUAGAUGCAAUUGAAGAUAGUGAACUGGCCCGAACUGCGAGACUCGACACCGAAAUCCAGGGUGGUAAUAGUAGUAAAGACCCGAACCUCGAAACCCAAGAUGGUGUACCGAAGAACAGGAGACAACAAGGGUAUGGACCUGGUUCAGGCGUCGGAGCUUAA
Aspergillus wentii DTO 134E9 is the source of this 333-nucleotide messenger RNA. RefSeq lists its product as uncharacterized. Bases 1 to 333 code for a protein of 110 amino acids. The record is from RefSeq and is a predicted model, not a curated record. NCBI's taxonomy places the organism in Eukaryota, Fungi, Ascomycota, Eurotiomycetes, Eurotiales, Aspergillaceae. The transcript has 4 exons.